GGGAAGGGCAGAGGAAGAGAGAGAGAGAGAAGCGGACUCCCUGUAAAUAUUUUAGGCUUCGUAGGCCAUAGGUCUCUGUUGCAGCAGUUCAACUCUGCUGUAGCCAUAAAUGAGUAUGGAGAGGAGAUUGUGGCUGUACCCAAUAAAAUUUUAUUUACAAAGACAGCUGAUGAUGGUUUUAUACUAGAUUGCCAGUAGUUAAAAUUAUUUCUUUUUUUUCUUUCUUAGUUGCAAGAAGCACAAGAUGGACAUGCAGAGGCUGCUUGAAGUUGAAAAUGACAAGUUAAAAGUUACAGUCAAAAAACAAGCGGGCAAAAUUGAACAACUUCAGGAAAACCUGUUAAGUACAAGUUCGACAGAAGUAGCAUCUCAGGAAAGGUUAGGACAGUUAAGAGAAACUAAUAAUGCUUCAAUAAGAAGUCAAAUGGAACUCCGAAUUAAAGAAUUGGAAUUUGAACUAUCCAGAAUGAAAAGUUCUCGAGAAGAUUUUAAUAAACCAGAAUUGGAAAAAUACAAGCAACUCUACGUAGAAGAAUUAAAAGUUCGAACGUCAUUGACAAAUGAACUGAACAAGACUAAUGAGAAGCUGGCAGAGAGCAGUACCAGACUUCUGGUGGAGAAACAGCAAAAACAGUCUUUGAUUAAUACUAUUACUAUGAGGCCUGUCCUAGACUUGCCUUCUGUUAGAAAUAUUAAUAAUAGUUCACUGCUCAAUAGAAAUGUUGGUCCAAGAGAAAACCUAGUGAUUCUUACCCCACGCUCACGGCCUACAAAUAAUGGCAUUGAGACUUUCUUGACCAAGGUUAGUUAUGUUAUCUUUUUUUCUUGGGUUUCAGAUUUCUGAUAGAAUUUUUGUUUUUAAUUUGGUGAAAUUCUAAGACUACUUUCAGGGAUCAUUUCUAUAGUUUGUUAAUUUGGUGAAAUUCUAAGACUGUACUUUCAGGGAUCAUUUCUAUAGUUUGUUAAUUUGGUGAAAUUCUGAGUUGUUUGACUAAUGCACACUAAGUGAAAGUCAUAAUUAUAUGUGCUAAUAAAGAAAUGAGACAGAAAUUUUAUGAUAUUUUUUUAGUUCCUGGAGCUCUUACUUUCAAGAGAUACCUAUUAUUAGCUUUAUUUAAUAAAUAUAACUAAACUGACAUAUUUUAUUAUUUUUUUAAAGAUU
Molecule: messenger RNA, 1162 nt
Organism: Callorhinus ursinus (northern fur seal)
Lineage: Eukaryota; Metazoa; Chordata; Mammalia; Carnivora; Otariidae
Source: RefSeq, a predicted model, not a curated record